AUGCAUAGAGAGAGCGAUGCUGGCUUCAGUUCGCCUGCUUCACACCUAUGGGCCCCAGGGACGAGUUUGGCCAAAGGAGCCAGACCUUUCCAUCUUCCCGGCAAUACGGGAGAUGUGCAUCUUGGUCAGCAGAGCUGCUUGAUUCUCGCGUUGGUCCUACUGGCCACAAGAGGACAAUUGCGGAAAUUGGUCAGAAGUGCACAGAGGAAACGCACCCAAACGAGGGCAUUGUGUUACAAGCCUGGGUCAGAAACUGCACAGGAAGUUGCAAUCAAGUCGGGACCGCAGAAGGUGAUCUUGGUUUGCAUUUUCCUGCACCUCCUUGGCUUCACAAUGGGUGGCCCAAUCCUGCCAUCUCUGCUGCAUCACUUCGACCUGCAAGCCGCCUCAACAUGGAAGAUUGCAGCUGCCUUCCCCUGCGGCAUGUUCUUUGCUGUCCUGGUGUUUCCAUAUCUCAGUGAUCAGAUCGGCCGCCGACCAGUUCUGAUGGUUUCCUACUUUGGAGUCGGAGUUUUCUUCAUCCUCCAAGCUCUCUUUGUGUGGUUAAAACGGCUGCCACUCUUUGUGCUGAUGCGGUGUUGCAGCGGGGCCUUCGCUGGAGCUUCCACAGUGGUGAAGGCCUACAUUGCAGACGAGGCAGACCCAAAGGAUUUACCUCAGUGGAUGGCACAUCGGGAAGCUGCUGCGACGUGCGCCUUUAUUGUAGGGCCCCUUGUGGGGGGAUAUGUCCUCGAACUCACAAGCCUAGAAACCGUUUUGGUGCUCAUUGCAGCGUCCUCCAUGUUGGCAGGGCUGCUAGUCCAGCAUUGGCUCAUUCCCAAUGCGCCACGUCGCACGGCCUCUCAAUCGCCUGAAAAACAGGUUGAAGAAGCCAGUGGAGAGGGUUCGGCGGAUUCGACGGAUUCGGCUGAUUCAACGCCAUGGCUUCCCAUCGUCACAAUGAUGGGCGUGACAUGUGCCUACAAUUUCGGACAGUCCUUCUUUGAUGGCUUCUUCCCGGUUCUGUUCACCUCCAGGUUUAGCUCGGAUGGUCGCCACCUCGGCUGGGUGCAGACUGGCCUUGCGGUUCUCGUUUUUGUCGUAACCUACUACUUUUACACGCCUUUGGUGCGUCGCCUUCGGCUCGUUCAUGUCGCCGUUCUGGGUCUCGCGAUGAUCGGACUUGGCGUGGCCAUGUUGGGAGUACCGCUGAUGCCCCAUCUCGUCGCCUCUGGGGUCCUGCUGUACGCUGUUGGCGUGCCACUAUAUGCCCCGAGCGUUCCGACAAUAAUGGCCCGUUGCGCCCCUCGUCGUCGGCGGGGCCUGGUCAUGGGAAUGGAGUCAGCAGUCAACAGCUUGGCUCGGAUUGCUUCACCAGUGCUGCUGGGCCAGCUCUACGAGGCAAGCCCAGAACAUGCGUUCCUGCUUGUCGGCCUGGUCGUACUGGUGGGUGCAAUGGUCAUGGCAAAAGAGUGGCUCGGGCGUAACUGCAUCUCAGUACAUGUUCUAGAAUUCUCCUCCCACAGUCACUCACAGUCAAGGCAUGAGCUCCCCUGCGCCCUCCAGGUUCGGGCCACUGGUCGCGGCUGCAUUACGGGCAACACCAUUCUCCGGAAUGGAGCUGGCGGCUUGCUCGUAGAAUCCGCGCGGCGUGCCGUCACGACAAUCGUUCGAAACCGUGUAUGGGCCAACAGCGGAUGUGACCUGCGGCAGUCGCCCACUUCGACUGGCCUGCUGGCAGGGAAGGCAGCUGCGGUCAUCUUGGCGAACACAGUGGGGCAUCAGGACAGCCCAUCUGCAAAUCAUGGCAUGGAGCUUACAGCGAAUUGGCCACAGCGCGUGGUGACCAACCCGCGCGACCUGCGCGCCGCCGUUCGAGAAGCUCCGUCAGACAGCUUCAUCUUCCUCCAACUGCAAGGCAAAGUUGUGCUCGAGGAGCCCCUUGUGUUGGACAAGCCCGUGAUACUGUCAGGUGAGACCCUGGCCGGCGAUUCAGGCGAACGUGGAGAACUCCGUGGACCACCUGGUGGAGCUGUGGUUGUGGUCCAACCCGGCGCCGAGAGCUGUGUGCUUUGGCGCUUGAACUUGGCUCUUUCAAACGGGCCCAAGUCGGCAUCGACGCCCGCCAGCUGUGUACAGGUGCAGGCGGGACGUCCGGUGCUGGUGGACUGCGACCUGCAUGCGCAAAGCCAGCUGGACAGUUCUGAUGUGUCGACGCACUGUGUCCGGGCAGCUGGCGCCGAGUCCAAGCUGUUGCUCAUUGGUUGCUCGCUGACAAGCGCGACAGGAAACGGCGUGCUGCUGGUAGAUGGAGCUUCGGCGUCGUUGGUAAGAUGCCAGGUCAAGGGCAAUCGCCAAGGCGGUGUCUUUCUUGCAGACAACGCCUCCUUGCUGGCAGAAUCGUCGGACAUUAGCCGUUGGAAAUGGGCACUUCGGUGUGGUGGCUGGCAACAGGUGGAGGACAUAGUAAAUAUUCACGCAGAUAGCGACGACUAUGUCACCGAAGUGGUGGACGUCACAGGCGGCAGUGAUGAAGAGGACUUGGUGGAGGUAAAGGCAGGAGGCUUUGCUGUCAAAGCGGUGGAUCUGCGAAGGUUACAUCUCCAGCCCAAUGCAGAGCGUGAGGAGAAGAAGCUCAGCCGAGAGGUUGAGAUUCUGAAGUUGGUGGACACCUUCGAAGAAGGUGAAUGGUUCCUCUUGGUUCUCGAGCUUGUUGGCGGUGGAGACUUGUACACUGUUUUGACAAAUCGAGAACCGCCCCGACUGCACGAGCGCGAGGCGGCUUUCGUCCUGGCGCAGCUGGCUGACGGACUUGCAUUUCUGCACGGUCAGGGUGUGAUCCACCGGGACAUGAAGCUGGAGAACGUGUUGGUUCAUGGAGAGCGACGAGAGCGGCCGCUGAUUCUCUACACCGUGAAGAUCACAGACUUCGGCCUCUCGAAGGCAAUUGGAGCUGGCUUCAGCGAAGCUCGGUCUACAGUCGGCACGCGGCCGUACACGGCUCCUGAGGUUCUUAGGGAAGACUCGCACGACUUCAGUUCUGAUCUGUGGUGCUUGGGGGUGCUCCUUUUUGUCCUCCUCGCGGGACAUUUCCCAUUUUCAAAGAUUCCAUUUAAGCAGGAAGAAUUACAGGUGAUUGUUGGCAAAUUGAAGAUCAGUGACAUUUCCAAGUCUGUGGUGCUGGGCCUUCUGCAGCUAGAGCCCCGUCAGCGGACAGACCUUGCGGCGUUGAGCAGGCAUGAGUGGCUGUGCUACGAGGUGGAGUCCCCAGAUGAAGCCGAGAAGUCUGAGAGGCCUAAGCGGACUCGAUCUGUGAGUGCUUCUCCUUCCAUGCGUCCGGUCACAGCACCACAGGCGUCUUUGUCAGGGCAAGUGGUGGUACACAGCGUGCCGGCAAGGAAGCCCGCGGAGCCCGCGGAAGCCGUGGCCGAAGCCACUGGUAGCACUGAAGCGGUCGGCACAAUUGGACCGCGAACCAAAGUUGAAGGAUCACCCGCAGCUUUUGGAGCUCCCAUGCCAGAUCCACCAGUUCCUGCGGAGCAGGGCCCCGUCAUUGUUCCUCCACGUGUCGAUGUACCUCAGGUUGUCCCGAAACGUUCCAUCUCGAUGAUCACGACAGGUGAAGUUUCACCGCCAAGCACUCAGCCAGAAGUGAUGCAGCUACACAUGGUCGUGCCUGACCGGCUAGCUGGCACCAUCAUGGGCAAGAGUGGACCACAGCUGAAGCAGAUUUCAACAACGCUGGGCUGUCAAGUUCGCAUGAUUUCCCGGAAGGCGGUUGGACAACAUCGCAGCUUCGGUGACCACCGUAUCGUGAUCUUUGGCAACUAUGGCCAGUGCGUGAUUGUGCAAGAAUUAGUGCACGGACGUCUGAUGGACGCAUUGCGAGCAGAGGGCAAGGAGCCCACGACAGACACGGCAGUUGUGCUGUUCGUGCGCGCGGAGGCUGCAGGCAUGGUGAUUGGCAAGCAGGGCUGGGUCCUCAAGCAAAUUCGGAAGCAAUCCAACGCAAAAAUCCAGCUGCUGCGAGAGGAAGUACGUGGCCAGCGUCCCUGCAUCAUUGAGGGCGAGCUACAAAACAUCAUUCGAGCGGAGAAGCAUGUGUUUGACUUGGUCGCUGCUGUUCAGGUGGUACCACCCAACGCUCCCGUGCCGACAGCCACAGAAAUAGGGCAAACUCCGCGCUGGACAACCUCUGGACCUUACCUUCCACGAACGCGCAUCAGUGCAGAACCCCUCACUGGCAAAGUGGUGUUCUGGAAGGGACAGGUGGGCUGGAUAGAACCUGACCAUGCCGUCAACCAUCCCAAGGCUUAUGCCCACAAAGGGCAGCUUUAUGUACAUUCACAAGAUGUGUUGAAUGGUGAGGCCCUGUCCUCGGGCACACAAGUCCGGUCAGGCUCGCUCCUUGUGGGGCGCACCGACCUGACCGGGAACGAUGCCGGAAGCCUGUGGCAGACCGGGAGCGACGCUCCGUCCAGCAGCCUUGCGCUUCUCGACCAAUGCUCAGUGUCUGGCAGCUCGGUGCCCACAGGCAACGCAGCAUCGCCAGCGAUUGUGUUGGGGGCUCUGGCCAAGCUGGUGCUAUGGGAUUGCUUUGCACCCACCAUGCGCAGUGGUGCGCUUGCUGCAGCGCUCAGAGCAGAGGCUGGUUCGUUUGCCGCGGUUGCUGGCGAUGGGCCGACGUUGGGCUGGUCAGGGUGGAUGCCGCGGUCUCGCAUGGCAGCUGCGUCCGACAGUGAUGCCUACCGCGGUGGUCCGGCUUUGGGUGCAGGCAACGUUGCAUGGCUUGACGUCAGCGGAGCUGCGGUUCUGCAAAUGACGCCAGGCAGUGCUGCCAAAUCACGCCCAUCAUCUGCUUCUUCAAUGGCGCUUUCGCAGCGACACUUGGCUGGGAAGGAGCAACCGAGACCUCGAACAUCGUCGGCACAGUCCCAGUCUUCGGAUCCGGCUGCAGACAGCCCCUUGGAUGAGAAGCCUAAGAAGAAGAAAAAGGACAAGGAUAAGCGCAGCUCCGGAGACAAGGAAGUUGAAAAGGAACUGGAAGACGGAGAGGCAAAAGCAGAGAUCGCCGUCGGAGGCGAAAGCGGCCGCAGUGAGGAGCCUACACCACGGUCCGCUGAGGAGGCCGAAGCCAGCACCGUUGUGGACGAAGUGUCAGAGGCGCCUGAUCGGAGUGGACAGGCAGCCGUGGAAGAAGGUGGCCAUGAAGCUUGGCUCAGGGCCAGGAUGGAGAGAUCGGCAGCCUUUGGUGCCGAGGAGGGUGACCGAUGGACACUGUUCGAGAUACUGGAGAUGUUAGCCGUGAAGGAUAACCACAAGGAGGAGGUUUUGGACAGCGUUGGCUUAAGCGGCCAAAUCAAGCCGCACGACACAGUGUACCUUCGUGGCCACACUGGUCGCUGGAUGGCUGUGAAAGAUGGCACGCAGGUUGUCUGCAACGCAGCUGACCGUGCGCAAGCUGCCACAUUCGUGAUUGAAUUCAAGGGUGCCGCCUUGAAGAAUGACUGCCGAGUGUCGUUCAAGUUGGAGUCCACGGGUGGUCGUACUCUCUGGCUUGGUGCGCUGCCUUCCUCGGAUGUGGGCCUGAUGCAGAAAGGAGACGCGGGGUCCGACAAUUCCAUGCGGUUUGUGGCAAAAACCUCAAUGCCCACCCCAGUCUUAUCUGGAACGUCGGUUCAUUUCAGAUCGAUGGCCACGGGCAAGAUGAUGGAAGUCGAUGGUGCAGAUGUGCGGGCUCGAAGCAAUUCAGAGGGCACUCGACAACGAAUAGCGGUUGAGAAAUUUGCGACUGGCAUUGCCUUGCCGGAGCCCUGCCCUGAUCUGGACCUGACAGUGGAGCAGAAGGCGUGGAUCUACCUUCAGGCAGCCCAUUGCGCGCUGGUUGACAGGCAGAACCUCGCCCGCUUUCUCAGCAGUCCGAAGCCGCACUGCAAGGAGCUGCUCAAGGCGUACACGCGCCUGUGGGAAUCCGAAUGGCGGGUGGAAUGGCGGCAGACCUUGGAGAUCCCAGAGGAAAGUGCCGCCAGCUCACCUGGCAGUCGGCAGUCAUCCAGGAGUAACUCCAUCGGACCGGCAACGACAUCCGACUCUUCACGUCCACGAGCUCGAUCCCAGUCCAUCAGGAGACGCAUGAGUCGAACAGAUUGGAUCUUGGGCAUGGUGGGCGGUGUGUCAUCCACAGCAGAUGACAAGAGCAAUGGCAACCUUUUUGUGUCGGCCAUGCGCUCAUUCUUCGCUAAUGCCAUCAAGAUGUCGCAACUCGAGGCCGACCCUGUGCAGCGUGUCAUCGAGGCAUUCGCUGAGGCACUGGUUGCGGAUGCCGCGUUUCUAGCAUGUUUUGAAGCCUCGAUGCUUCCAGAGAAGGAGCGUCAGACAUAUCGCAAGCCAGAUGAGGUUCUCUUCGGCCUCGCCUACACAACGUUAAUGCUCAACACGGACAUGCACAACAAGCAGGUUGCUUCCAAGAUGUGGGACAGCAAGAAGUUCGUUGGUGCCGGCAAAGGUUGUGGAGUGACAGGCGGCCUUAUGGCCCAAAUCUACAAGAACGUGCAGAGCGAGGAGAUCUAG
Molecule: messenger RNA, 6549 nt
Organism: Symbiodinium natans
Lineage: Eukaryota; Dinophyceae; Suessiales; Symbiodiniaceae
Source: the annotation of a GenBank genome assembly